Molecule: messenger RNA, 1500 nt
Organism: Peronospora matthiolae
Lineage: Eukaryota; Oomycota; Peronosporomycetes; Peronosporales; Peronosporaceae
Source: the annotation of a GenBank genome assembly
AUGUGGUCCAGCGCACGUCACGACGGAACGCAGCAAUCGGUCCUGCUGGCAGUCGGUGCACUGACGGCCGUCUACGCCUCGUGGAAGCUCCUGAGUCUGCCUGUGCCAGUGCCGGAUCCAGGAAUGGAGACGCUCUUCCGACCGUCAUCGACACUGCCGAUCCUGGGCAACACGUUGGACGUGCUGCUCUUCAAUCGCUACCGCAUGAGCGACUGGAUCAACGACCAGACCGACGCAAGUGGAGGCAAACCGUGGCUCCUCCAGCUGCUCUUCCAACCUCCGUGGGUCGUGCUCUCCUUGCCGAACGACCUCCACGACGUCUUUGUCGACAAGUUUGACGUGUUCGAGAAGGGCGGAGCUCUCCAAGACAUUUCCUUCGACGUCCUGGGCAAUGGACUGCUCAAUGUGAACGGUGCCAAGUGGAAGCAGCAACGUCGAGCUGCCAGUCACCUCUUCUCGACCAAGAGUAUCCGGCAGGUCAUGGAGCCCGUGAUCCGCGAGAAGACGCGGCAACUGCGAGACGUCCUUGCCCAGUGUGCCAAGCGUGGCCAGACGGUCAGCAUGAAGUCGCUCUUGGGCAAGUUCACGAGUGACGUGUUCACUCGCAUCGGGUUCGGCGUCGAGCUCGACCAACUUGCUGGCGAUGUGCUUCUGGACGAGAUGCACCCUCUUGACAUCGCCCUGCGCGCCGUGCAGAACCGUUUCCAGACGCCCAUGUGGAUGUGGAAACUCCAGCGGUUCUUCAACGUUGGGGCGGAGAAGCGGCUUCGAGCCAACAUGAACAUCGUGAAUGACAUGGUGCGGGACAUCAUGGUUCGAUCCAUGAGAGAGGCGCAAUCGACUGGCGAGGACCAGCUCAACGUCUUGGCGCUCUUGAUGAGGGACAAUGCCAACGCGAACCCGCGCGAGCUCCAGGACACGGCUGUCAACUUCUUCAUCGCCGGGAAAGACACGACGUCGUUCAGCCUGUCGUGGCUCAUCGUGAUGAUGAACCGAUACCCUCGCGUGUUGCAAAAGAUUCGCGAAGAGCUUCGAGCCGUGGUCCCGGGGCUCUUGACUGGAGAAACGGACGUCCCAACGCUUGAGGAGACGCAGCAGCUUGUCUACCUGGACGCCGCAGUGAAAGAGAGCGUGCGGCUGCAGUCCGUCUCCACGUACCGAUGCACGACUCGAGACGCGACGCUUUCCGAUGGCGCUUUCAUCACGAAAGGGACCGUCGUGGUCGUUUCCAAACCCGAGCGCUGGUUCGACGAGGCAACAGGAGCGCCCAAGAACAUCACGCCGCCGCAGUUCAUCACGUUCAGCACGGGACCACGCAAGUGCAUUGGCAUGCGUCUCGCCAUGCUCGAGAUGAAGACUGUCAUGGCCGUUCUCUUCAGUCGCUUCGAGAUCGAAACAGUGGAAGACCCGUUCGAGAUCACCUACGACUUUUCCUUCGUGCUGCCGGUGAAAGGCCCGCUGGCUGUGCGUGUCCGUGAACUCGCCGCAUGCUGCGCGUAG